UGUGCCCCUCCCCUGGGCCGGCCUAGUAGGCACCUGGCACUGGCGGGCGCGGCAGACGCUGCGCACCUGGCCCCGACGCCCGGCUAGCUCCUGCCCUGCCCGCCAUGGACGGGCCACAGCCCCCCGCCCUGUGGGGCUCGUUUGAGAACAGUAUCUCCGAAAUGAGCCAGAAGCUGCAAGGUGAAUACUUCAGGUACAAAGGUAUCCCCUUUCCCGUCGGCCUGUAUUCGCCCGAGAGCCUCAGUCUGGCCGAGAACACGAGCAACGUGCGGGACGACGACAUCUUCAUUGUCACCUACCCCAAAUCAGGUACCAACUGGAUGAUUGAGAUCGUCUGCUUAAUCCUGAAAGACGGGGACCCCUCGUGGAUCCAUUCGGAGCCCAUCUGGCAGCGCGCACCCUGGUGCGAGACCAUCAUAAGCGCCUUCAGCCUCUCAGACCGGCCCAGCCCCCGCCUUAUGAGCUCCCACCUCCCUAUCGAACUGUUCACUAAGGCCGCCUUCACCUCCAAGGCUAAGGUGAUUUACUUGGGCCGGAACCCCCGGGACGUCGUGGUCUCUCUCUAUUAUUACUCUAAGAUUGCUGGGCAAUUAAAGGACCCUGGUACACCCGACCAGUUCCUUCAGAAUUUCCUCAAAGGAGAAGUGCAGUUUGGCUCCUGGUUUGACCACAUCAAGGGCUGGAUCCGGAUGCAGAACCAAGAGAACUUCCUGUUUCUUACCUACGAGGAGCUGCAGCAGGACCUGCGAGGCUCCGUGCAACGAGUCUGUGAGUUCCUGGGCCGGCCACUGGGUGAAGAGGCCCUGAGCUCUGUGGUGGCCCAUUCAGCGUUUGCAGCCAUGAAGGCCAAUACCAUGUCCAACUAUACGCUGCUGCCGGCCAGCCUGCUAGACCACCGCCAGGGGGCGUUCCUGCGCAAAGGGAUCAGUGGUGACUGGAAGAACCACUUCACUGUGGCGCAGAGCGAGGCUUUUGACCGUGUCUACCGGGAGCGGAUGCAUGGGCUGCCAAGCUUCCCCUGGGACAAGUCUGAAGAGGACAGCAGCCCCGACGGCGAUGGCGAGCCUGACCCUGAACCCAGCCCCAGCCCGGGCCUAGCCUCCGAUGACCCCAACCCAGGAUCCUCACAAUAAACUUGUCACU
Molecule: messenger RNA, 1143 nt
Organism: Apodemus sylvaticus (European woodmouse)
Lineage: Eukaryota; Metazoa; Chordata; Mammalia; Rodentia; Muridae
Gene: Sult2b1
Product: sulfotransferase family 2B member 1
Exons: 7
Coding region: 105-1133 (342 amino acids)
Biological process (GO): sulfation
Cellular component (GO): cytoplasm
Molecular function (GO): sulfotransferase activity
Source: RefSeq, a predicted model, not a curated record